AUGUCCGAGACUCCGUUUCCAGUCCCUAACGCCAUCACCCCAUACUGGCGCAAGGAUCUGCAUCCUCUAGACAGCCACCAAAGCUCCGAGACCCUGCCGGCGGAACAGGACAUUGUCAUUAUCGGUGCCGGAUACUCAGGCGCCGCUUCGGCGUACUACCUCUUGGAUGGCACUGAUCCCUCAUCACGUCCGACUGUCACAAUCCUCGAAGCCAGGCAAGCAUGCUCCGGUGCAACAGCCCGCAACGGCGGCCACGUGAGGCCGGAUCUCUAUGCUGGACUUCCCGCCCGCGCCAAACGAUAUGAUCAAGAGACUGCGGAUGAGAUGGCGCUGUUCGAGCUUGCCAAUCUUCAUGCCGUGAGAGAUCUCGUACAGGAAAAGAAAAUUGACUGCGACUUCCGGAUGACUACAUCCAUGGCUGUCUUGAGAGACCCGGCACUUGCAAAGCCGAUCAAGGAAGGCCUAGAUGAGCUCCUGCAAUGGAGUUCGCCGACCGCAAAGCUCGUUCACUAUCUUGAAGGCAAAGAAGCCGCGACAUUUUCCGGUGUCAAGGAUGCGACUGCUGUAUUCUCGUUCCAGGCGGGCUCGAUCUGGCCCUACAAGCUGGUUAUGUUCCUCCUGUCUCAGGCUGUCGACAAGGGAGCCCAGCUGCACACUCACACGCCCGUAAUCAAAGUUUCCGACUCCCAAGAGGGCGGCUUCUGGACCAUAACCACGCCCAGAGGUGUCAUUAAGGCAAAGACGGUAAUUUACGCUUCCAACGGGUACACGUCAACGAUCCUUCCAGAGUACAAGAACCGUAUCAUCCCCGUCCGCGGGAUCUGCAGCCAUGUGGCUGCUCCUGAUGGCGCCGAGCAUCCACAUCUCCCCAUGACAUACUCACUACGGCACGGAGCCAAUCUAUACGACUACCAAGUCACACGACCGGAUGGGAGCAUCGUCGUGGGCGGUGCUAGGACCGAAGUCAUCCCGCGCGUCAACGAAUGGUACAACGUCUGGGACGAUUCGAAGCUCAUCGAGCCCGCGGCUCAUUACUUUGACGACCACAUGCAGCGGAACUUCCGUGGGUGGGAGAACAGCGGGGCAAAAGUUGACAGCAUCUGGACAGGAAUCAUGGGGUACACCAACGAUACAUACCCUCAUGUCGGGCCUGUACCUUCAAAGCCGGGGCAGUUCAUCUGCGCGGGAUUCAACGGGCAUGGCAUGUCAUUCAUCCUAUUGACAGCCAAGGGUUUGGCGAAGAUCGUACGGGAUGAUGUGCCAUUUUCGCAGUCUGGCGUUCCGCGAUUGUUCGAGACGAGCGAACGCAGACUCCGGGAGGAAAAGAAUGAGCUGCUCGGUUAA
Colletotrichum abscissum is the source of this 1344-nucleotide messenger RNA. Its product is annotated as FAD dependent oxidoreductase. Gene Ontology annotation, cellular component: cytoplasm. NCBI's taxonomy places the organism in Eukaryota, Fungi, Ascomycota, Sordariomycetes, Glomerellales, Glomerellaceae. The record is from RefSeq and is a predicted model, not a curated record. Bases 1 to 1344 code for a protein of 447 amino acids. Gene Ontology annotation, molecular function: oxidoreductase activity. The transcript is spliced from 4 exons.